AUCGAGUCCAGUUGCCAGUUUUUGCCGCAAUCCACUUUUAAACGCUCGAUCCACAACGAACGGCCGAAACAGAAAAGGACGCUUCCUGGCUGGCGGCUGCCUCCCCGGGUCGAUGAGCAGAGAGUGAGCACAUCAUUGUACCACGCGAACGGAGGCGGUUAACAUCCCCACCGACCCUCCACCACAUCCUUCACCUCGCCUGCUAUAAUCUCUCUCCCUCUCUCUCUCUGCUCGAUUUCGCAGGACGGAUGGAAGCCCUUGCUUUCAGUAGGAACACUCCGAUCGCAUCUUGUAGAUUUCCCGCUCGGAAAAGGAGGGACAGGGAGCCCUCCUCCUCCCUCCUCCCGGUGGAUCGUCGGUAUCUUCACAACCGGUUCCCUCCCUCGCUGUCCCGCAAUAAAAGCCCUAUUCGCUACUCCGUCUCCAGGUUAGGCCUCAUCCGUCCCCGUAGCUUUCGCGCGCACGUCUUUGCCGACGGUAACCGCGAUUUCCACGACCAUGAGAAUGGCCACGAGCACCACCACCAUCACCACCACCACCACCACAACAACAACCACGGGCAUGGAGAAGAUGCGGUUGCAAAUAAAGCUCAGGAUGCUAUUCUCCGCUUUGCGCAAGCGGUAGGGUGGGCCGGCCUUGCGGAUUUCCUCCGGGAGAACCUACAUCUUUGCUGCUCUUCUAUGGCGUUGCUUCUCCUCGCUUCUGCCUGCCCCUACGUCCUUCCUGGCGGGGCGAUCAAGCGGUGGCAGAAUGUGCUUAUUGCAAUUGCCUUUCCUCUUGUUGGGGUUUCAGCAGCACUAGAUGCUAUUCUGAUCAUUGCCUCUGGAAAAGUAAACAUUCAUGUGCUCAUGGCUCUCGCAGCCUUUGCUUCAGUUUUCAUGGGGAACGCACUAGAAGGCGGCUUGCUUCUAGCUAUGUUUAACCUUGCUCAUAUUGCGGAAGAGUAUUUUACAAGACGAUCAAUGAUUGAUGUCAAGGAACUAAUGGAAAACUAUCCAGAUUUUGCACUAUUAUUAGAAGUAAAUGAUGAUGCACCUCCUAAGUUUACAAAAUUAGAUUACAUAAAAGUUCCAGUUCGUGACCUUGAAGUGGGUUCAUAUAUAUUGGUCAGGGCUGGUGAGGCUGUUCCAGUUGAUGGGGAAGUUGUUCAAGGGGCAUCUACAAUUACUAUUGAGCAUUUAACUGGUGAAAUCAAGCCAUUAGAACGGGGGGUUGGAGAUGCCAUUCCUGGUGGUGCCAGAAACUUGGAGGGAAUGCUGAUUAUAAAGGUGACCAAGUCAUGGGAAGACUCAACACUUAACAAGAUUGUUGAGUUGACAAAAGAAGGUCAACUAAAUAAGCCAAGGCUAGAAAGGUGGUUAGAUGAAUUUGGCGAAUACUAUAGCAAGGUUGUUGUUGCUCUAUCUUUGGGGAUAGCUCUUCUUGGACCAUUUAUUUUUAAGUGGCCCUUCCUUGGUAACUCAGUUUCUAGAGGCUCAGUUUACCGAGCUUUGGGUCUUAUGGUGGCAGCAUCACCUUGUGCACUUGCUGUAGCUCCCUUAGCUUAUGCUACUGCAAUCAGUGCAUGCGCACGGAAGGGAAUUUUGCUCAAGGGCGGGCAUGUCUUUGAUGCUCUUGCAGCUUGCAAAUGUGUAGCAUUUGAUAAAACGGGAACUCUCACAACUGGAAAGCUUAUGUGUAAGGCAAUUGAGCCAAUUCAUGGUCAUUGGUUUAGAGGGAGCAAAUCUGAUGUGUCUUUGUGUUGUACACCGAAUUGUGAGAGUGAAGCUUUAGCUGUUGCUGCAGCAAUGGAAAAAGGAACUACACAUCCCAUCGGGAGAGCACUUGUUGAUCAUAGUCUUGGGAAGAACCUUCCUGACAUUUAUAUACAUAGCUUUGAGUGUCUACCUGGUAGGGGUCUUUUUGCAACACUAACUGGGAUCAAGUCAGGAACUCGACAAGAUCUUUCAAAAGCAUCACUUGGCUCUAUUGAAUACAUUUCCUCUCUAUACAAGUCCACAGAUAGAUCUAGAAAAAUAAAAGAAGCUGUAGAAGGAUCUUCUUAUAGAAAUGAUUUCGUCCAAGCUGCCCUUUCUGUUAAUGAGAAGGUGACACUCUUCCAUUUUGAAGAUGAGGCACGGGAAGGCUCCAAAGAAGUCAUAUCAAUCCUAAAGGAUAAAGCAAAUCUUCAUGUAUUGAUGUUGACAGGUGACCAUGAGUUGAGCGCAUUGAGAAUAGCUAAAAUUGUGGGUAUUAGCGAAGUUCAUCACUGUUUGAAACCUGAAGACAAACUCAAUCGGGUGAAAACUACUGCUAGAGAGAAAGAUGGAGGUUUGAUAAUGGUAGGAGAUGGUAUUAAUGAUGCACCUGCCCUUGCUGCUGCAACUGUGGGUAUUGUGCUAGCUCAACGUGCAAGUGCAACAGCUGUAGCCGUCGCAGAUGUGCUAUUGCUGCAUGAUAACAUUUCUAAUGUUCCAUUUUGUAUUGCUAAAGCUCGUCAAACAACUAGUUUGGUGAAGCAAAGUGUUGCACUUGCUUUAUCUUGCAUUAUUUUUGCUUCUCUUCCUUCAGUACUUGGUUAUCUUCCUCUGUGGCUGACGGUACUUCUUCAUGAAGGAGGGACACUUCUUGUUUGUCUAAACUCAAUCCGCGCUCUUAAUGACCCAUCGUGGUCCUGGAAACAUGAUCUUUUGCAGGUAUUGCAUGGGUUACGAAAUGCUUUGUUUAAUCAUCUCAGGUGGAGGCCUUCCUCGAACAACACUAUUUCACCUUCGGCACUCUAAAUUUAUGGACCAUGACAGAUGUUACUUGAAUGGUAGCCAAUUGAACGGGAGAUCAAGGUUUUGUGUUAUAGCAAUUAGUUUUUUAUUAAUUAAAUAGUUUGACUGUCAUCGUUGCUGUUGUAUAAACUAUUCUUCAAACUGCUUGAAACAUGUGCCUCGUUGCCUCUCAAGUAUGUUGAUAAUGAAAAAAAGGCACAUGAAUCAUGUUGUAACAACUUCAAGAGAAUUUAUAAUGAUCAAUUGAUAACAUUUUGGCGAA
Messenger RNA from Zingiber officinale, 3021 nucleotides. RefSeq names its product probable cadmium/zinc-transporting ATPase HMA1, chloroplastic. The record is from RefSeq and is a predicted model, not a curated record. The coding region runs from base 249 to 2762 and encodes 837 amino acids. Gene Ontology annotation, biological process: monoatomic cation transport. Gene Ontology annotation, molecular function: ATPase-coupled monoatomic cation transmembrane transporter activity; ATP hydrolysis activity; ATP binding. Gene Ontology annotation, cellular component: membrane. The transcript is spliced from 13 exons. Lineage: Eukaryota; Viridiplantae; Streptophyta; Magnoliopsida; Zingiberales; Zingiberaceae.